AAAUUGUAGUUUUUUCUUGACGAACAGUCUGUUAUUAAACUCCGGUGGAAUCCCCUACAUUUUAUGAAAUUUCCUGUCGUAGAUAAAAUGAACAUUGCGUUCAAUAAAAAUUAAGUGAUCCUUUUGUAUUUUUCGUGCAACGGAAUUGCCGUGGUCUCUUUUUUUCAUCAGACACCGGUUUCUACCAUAAUGAAAGAUUUCGUAGUGGUGGGGAGUGUAAUACUGCGGCAUUCAUGGCAUCCAUAACGGAAGAAAAAUUUUGACGUUUGUCAUAAUACAGGGUGUCACGAGAAUUACGUUCCUGUUCCGAAAACGCAAUCUCGGACAAGUGAUUGUUCGCGGAAUUUCUAAUAAGUCGUCGCUUACGAUUGACAGCUUAAAUCUUUAUACCGGAAAGUGGAAAAAAACAGUUCAACUUGUGUUGUAAGGGAAAAAUUUUAAUUCGAAGACAAACAAGGUAAUAUCAAAGCCAGUAAAGAUGGAGGCAGUCCCGAGGCUGCCGAUGAUAUCUUUUCAAUUGAAAGUCAGUCCUGAACCAACCGCAUUCGGUCCCAAAUUAAAACAGUAUAUACGCGAUUUUUAUAACGAAGAUCCCGAAUCCUAUUCCAAUGAAAUACACCAAUUGGAAAAAUUGCGAGCCAUGGUCGUUCGACCAUCUAUCGCUGUUACGGACUGUACUUUACUCCAGAAAUACUACUGUCAGUUGCACUUUCUACAGAGCAGGUUUCCUAUGGGAGCUGAUGAAGCUGCUGCUGUGACUUUUACCUGGACCGAUGCAUAUGGGAAUAUGGUUUGUUCCUCAGCUAAUAUACGCUUUGAGAUAAUGUCUAUUUUGUACAAUAUCGGAGCAGUUCACACCCAAAUGGGUGCUAGAAUAGAGCGCACCUCUGCCGAGGGAAUGAAAAUGGCUUGUGCUCAUUUCCAAUGUGCAGCUUGGGCUUUUGAGCAUUUACACAUACACAGCAAUGUAUUGAGUCUCGAUCUGGCUCCUGAACUCACGAGUUUCAUGCAUCAACUUUGCCUGGCUCAGGCUCAAGAAUGUAUAUUAGAAAAAAGUAUGCUGGAUAAUCGAAAGCCAACUAUAGUGGCAAAAGUUGCCAAACAGAUUAUCGACUACUAUUCACAAUCUCUUGCUACAUUGGAACCCAACAACAGCGAGGAUAAUCCAAUUGCAGAUACUGUCGGUUCCAAAAUAUACAAGAAUUGGAAGAGGUAUGUGAAGUUCAAAAGAGCUUAUCAUCUCGCUGUGACACAAUUAUAUCAAGGUUUAGCCGCUGAGGAGCAACAGAAAAUGGGUGAACGUGUGGCAUUUUAUAACGCUUCAUUGACUGCCCUGAACGAGGCUAGAUCAAUGUAUGCAAGUGCAAAGGGAACUAUGGGAAUUGCCGGGGAGAAAGAGGCUAUUGAGGAAGCAUUGACUUUUACGAAUGACGUUAUCGAAGGAAAAAGAAAGGCAGCAAAAAACGAGAACGAAUUUAUUUACCACGAAGAAGUACCGGAAAAAGAUGUUUUACCGACGAUCAACGGGGCAUCUCUCGUAAAAGGAAUUCCUUUUAGUGUCAAUGAUCCUGAAGUUUCGGGACCGGACAUAUUUGCGAGAUUAGUGCCAAUGAAAGUUCACGAAGCGAGUUCCUUGUAUUCGGAGGAAAAAGCAAAAAUCCUUCGUUCGGUAGGAACAAAAAUUGAAGAACAUGAUCAGCACCUCGACACGUAUCUCGCAUCAUUGAAACUUCAGCAUCUCAGUUUAUGGGAUCCCGACGCACAGAGUUCGGAAUCAGAAUUGCUCCCUUUACCGGACGAAUUAGCUGAAAGAUGCGCUGCUCUGAAUGCGAGACCCAAUGCAAUUGAGGAUCUCGUUGAUAUAAUGGGAAAGUUGUCAGACACAUAUCGUGAUGUUGAGGCAAUGCUGAAAGAAAUUGAUGGUCUACUUAACGAAGAGGAACAACGUGAAAAACGUUAUCAAGAAGCAAUGGGUAAAAGGCCACCAACGAUUGUGGCGACUGAUCUUACGAGAGAGGCUAAAAAAUACGAGGAAGCUCAUGCCAAAGCUUCUGAGAGUAAUCAAGCUCUUCAUCGGGCUAUGACUUUACAUGUUAAUAAUUUACAAGUUCUGGCUCAACCGCUCGCUGAUCUUAUGGCUAAAAUUCCAUCACCGAAUGUGAAUGCUGCUGGUCAAAGGAGUGACAACGAGAGUGACAAAACGAAUGCGCGGGAGUUGAAGCGUAUAUUGGGUAAAGUGGAUGAAAUGCAGCGUCAAAGAAACGAACUUCACGCAAAACUUCGUGAUUCAAUAGCUCAGGAUGAUUUGACGCGGCUACUAGUGACAGCGACAGCGGAGACGGGUUCGCUGGAGUCACUGUUUUCUGAGCAACUGGGUAAACACCAAGCGUUAGUGAAUCUGAUAGAUCAGAAUCUUGCGGCACAGGAGAAUAUACUGUCGGCACUGACGGACGCUUACGCUCGUACAGCGGACACUCGGAAAACGGUUGAAGAAAUAUUGAAGCGCCGAGAGUUGACGAUAUCCUCGUUGAUAACAUCGUACGACGCGUACGAGGACCUCCUAGCGAAAUCGACGAAAGGGCUAGAGUUUUAUCGAAAGCUCGAGGUAAAUGUAACGAAGUUGUUGCAACGAGUGAAAAGCACUUGUCGCGUACAGGAAGAAGAGCGAGAGCAAAUAAUGGCGAGAAACGAUAAAGGAAACAGCGGCGUUUCAACGGAAACUCCAAUAACCCCAGCGACGAAUACAGAAAGAAAACCGGGUUCGGGCAUGAAGUUGCGAGAUCAUUUGGCAGCCAGAUUGAAAAACAACACUCCUGCGAGUUAUCACCAACAAAACAGUUAUGGAAACGAGAAACACGCGAGCCCCAUUGCCUCGGUUCAACCGAAUUCCCAUGCUGCAACAAAGACAUAUCCUAUCGAUCCGUCGUGCGCGACCGAUCCGAGUGGAAUUCCCAUAAAUGCUGUAACGCCGAUUGCAGUCGAAUUACAACCACCGAACCAACCCUUGUAUCAACAAUAUUAUCCGAAUGAUUAUACGAAUUAUUACAUGACGCAACAGCAGGCACAGUAUCAUUCGGGACAAUAUUCACAGUACAAUAACGAUGAUUCGAAUAUAACAAACGGUGGUACGCAGAGUUUCCCGAAGACAGGAACGACCAACACGGACAGUAUGUAUCGACAGGCUUCGAGGCAUUCUGCAAGCGGCACGGAAGUUUCAAGCAACAGUACGCGUUACGCCGGUUACAAUAUUCCGCGAAAUGAACAGCUUUCGGCUUCUCCAUUGCCGGGACAACAACCUCAAUAUCCGGCUGCAGGGCAAACUCCCUAUGAGAGUCAACAUGCCGAAUAUGCUCAAUACUCCAACGAAUACAACAUGGUUCCGGAUAACCGUGGCUAUCAAAUACAAGUCCCGAUGUCCGUGCAACAACCGGUCGUUUCCUCUUCAGGAUUCCACAGCGUUCCAUCGAACCAUCAAGUGGCUUACAACCAAGGAAAUCUCCCGGGGAAUACACCCAUAGGAAUAAAUCAGUCACCAUCUCACACGCAAACUCCAUCGCAGCAAAUAACACCUUCAUCGAAUCCUUAUCGCGUGGAAGAUCUUCGGCAAGAUUCGACGCAGCCUCAGACACAAAGCAAUUUGAAUCAUCCUCAAGGACAACCUCAAGCUUACGACAGCGGCCAGAAUUACCCUUAUCAAGGCUUGCCUCAACAACCUAUUUCUCGACAAAUGUUGCAACCUUCCGGCAGCCCAGUCGCUCAAGGAUAUUCCAACACCGUGGGGAACGUCAGUUUACAAAAUUCACAAUUUUCUCCGCAAAUAUCAGCCGCGAAUCCACCUUACUCGAUGCCCGAGCAGUAUGUCCAGAAUCAACAAAUUUCAGGCAUUCCAACGAGUUCCAUUUCCUCUCCUCAUCCUGGAAACCUGUAUCCAUCGAGCAUCGUUAAUGUUACAGGACAAAGUUCUGUCUCUUCUAACAUGUAUUACGCUCCUGCUACCAGUCAACCAACCAACACACCGCAACAGUACCCAGUCGAUUAUACGUCACAGAACCAACAGAGUUAUGCCGAUACAUCAGUAGCACAGAACAUCCACAACUCUCAAAUUCCAACGAGUCAACCUGUGCCCAAUUAUCAAAAUUCUUACGUUAAUUAUCCAAGUGAUUCUGGCAUACAUCAGUACCCAAUCGCGAGCUCGAUGUCUUCGCAGAUUGGCAGCUCCGUCAACUACUCUAAUGGAACGGAAAUGAUUCAAAGUCACACGAAAUCGACUAGCAAUCCUGGCUUUUUGCCCAAUUAUCAAUAUCCUCUCCAGGCACACAGUACUGGAAUAAUACAGUAUCCAAAUUACUCACAACCUUAUGAAAAUUAUGGAAAUAGCUCUCAAACCACCCCGGGACAAAUGGCAUCUUCCUCAACAGACUCGUACCGAGGCCAUCCCGGAUAUGCUUACGACCCGGCUCUUGGAACUUAUUCGUACAGUUCCGGUUAUCAAGAUUCCCAAACUACCACACCAAGCAGUAUGAGCAACGAGAACUCAUACGUUUUACCACAAGAUGGACACAUCGCUGGACAACCUGCUUAUAUCCAACCGGAAAAUAAUUCAAGAUACACCAGUGCUAGUAACGGCGCUACAACCAAUCUUACACCUUCGUCUCAGUAUUCCAAUGGCUCUUAUCAACAACCGAAUCAGAAUUAUUAUACCACAGGGUACAAUGGCCAAUCGCAAAACCAAGAUUCCACACCUGCGAGUAAUAUUACAGACCGUAGCAACGAUACAACUUAUCAGCAAGUAUCCAGUGGUGGGAAUCCAGCGACAUCGACGUCACCUCCAACUGAAGUCAUGACAAAACCCAUCGAAACAAAGCCUGAAGCACCCAAAUCAAACUUGGAUCUUCUUGCUGAACUUGAUAUAACGAUAAACCAUGCUCCCCUGGUGCCUGAAGUGCAUUCCAUCGAAAAAAUUUCCAAAGAAGAACCUAUUACGAAUCCAAAGUUACCAGAAAUUAAUGACAAACGAAAAGACAGUCUCGAAAGCUCUCAUCACUUAGACGAUAAGCUUGAGAAUCUUCAGAUCGUUUGGGACACGUGGUACACCGAUGUUCAACCCAAACGUGAUCCCCUCGGUGAUCCUAUCACAUUGCAAAAAUUCGCCAUGGAUAUUGAAAAGUAUGAGAAAUUUGUGGAUAGUUUGACAGUUAAAACACUCAGUGGUUCGACCAGUUUGGAUAUCAAAUGGAGCGAAAUAACCGACAUUGAGGAACGAGAAAUGAAGAAGCAGACGUGCUACGUGGCACAAGCACACGCAAGCGCUAAUAGAACAACGAAUUUAGUACCUUACGACUCGACACGAGUGAGACUCUCAACGACCGAUGGCUCAUCCGACUACAUCAAUGCGUCGCACGUAAAUGAUUUAACCCAAUGGACACCAGCAGCAUUCAUCGUAGCUCAAGCACCCAAACCUGAAUCUUACGAAGCUUUUUGGACCAUGAUUUGGGAACAAGGUGCCGAGGUCGUGGCUUGCUUAGCCACGGACGCGCAGUUGAACGAAGAAAUAUAUUGGCCAAUCAACAAAGACAAUUUGACAAUUGGAAAAUUCACUCUAUCGCUGAAAAGUUCUUCGAAUCACACUUUUUACAUUCAGAGAGUCAUAAAUAUUGUGAAAUCCGAUCAACGGAUCGAAAGGGUCGUUGUACACAUGCAGUAUCUCGCUUGGCCAUCUUCUGGAUUACCUAGCAGUCCUGGUUCCCUGCUGACAUUCGCGACAGAUAUAUUAUCGGAGCAGGCACUCAGACACUGUUCCCCGAAGCCGAUAGUUGUUCACUGUGUAAACGGUGGUUCGCUCAGUGGAUUAUUCCUUCUGGCAGCAGCAGCAGUCUGUCACGUGAGAGCAGGUAACGGAGCAGUCGAUGUGCCGCUUGUACUCUCGACGCUCGUCAAAUAUCGCAGGUGCAUCAUUGAGAAGGAUUCCUUGUUGUUCGCUUAUCGAAUGGUGCUAUAUCAUGCCCAGGAUACUCUCAUGAAGCAUUAUUCACGCUGCGUAAGCCGAGAAUCAGGAGGUAUUUUAUCGUCGACGAGGUCAACUUUUGAGUGCUUCGAAAACAUGAAAGGUAACAAAGGUCGAGCCAUAAAAAAACCGCAACAUUGUCAUCCGUCUGAUGAUUUUUUACAUAAUCUCGGUGUCGGUAUUCAACAUGGAAUCGUAAGGCAACCAGGCGAGCAAUCUAUCGGACAAACAAGUUCGCAGUCGAAGAUUACAACGGUGCCACAAGAGAAGACUGACAAAGUUGAUCCUCUGAGUCAACUUGAUCCCCUUUGGUCCAUUCGAAGAUAGUCCGAUAACUAUACAUAUAUACAAUAUCCAAGUAUAUAAAAUUCGCAACUGCGGCUCUUGAUACAUAUUAUGUGAUCGCCAUGUCGCACGUCCUUCCAAGGGAUUGAAUACCAUACAUUCUAAACCUAAUACUUAGCAAGGCUUAUUACGUAAAUAUUCACGGUGUUUGCAUUCUAUGAGAAAUCAAUUGCUGCUCGUAUACGUGAUUACAUUUGUACAGACAUUGAUAUACAUGCAUCGAUUUAUAUAUCCAUAUGCGUGAACAAUACACAUACAUAUGUAUAUAUAAAGAUAGUAAUAUAACGUUUUGCAAAGUGAGUCUAAACGGAGGCUUAAUAAUUAGCCGCAGAAUAAAAUAAAUGAUGAAUUAAACAGUU
This is a messenger RNA of Venturia canescens, 6708 nucleotides long. RefSeq names its product myopic (gene mop). The transcript has 15 exons. The record is from RefSeq and is a predicted model, not a curated record. Gene Ontology annotation, molecular function: protein tyrosine phosphatase activity; protein binding. Bases 479 to 6331 code for a protein of 1950 amino acids. Gene Ontology annotation, cellular component: endosome. Gene Ontology annotation, biological process: endocytic recycling; protein dephosphorylation; early endosome to late endosome transport. Lineage: Eukaryota; Metazoa; Arthropoda; Insecta; Hymenoptera; Ichneumonidae.